Trematomus bernacchii (emerald rockcod) is the source of this 7098-nucleotide messenger RNA. It is a transcript of the gene zbtb34, whose product is annotated as zinc finger and BTB domain containing 34. The transcript has 3 exons. The coding region runs from base 228 to 1811 and encodes 527 amino acids. Lineage: Eukaryota; Metazoa; Chordata; Actinopteri; Perciformes; Nototheniidae. Gene Ontology annotation, biological process: regulation of transcription by RNA polymerase II. Gene Ontology annotation, molecular function: protein binding; RNA polymerase II cis-regulatory region sequence-specific DNA binding; DNA-binding transcription factor activity, RNA polymerase II-specific. The record is from RefSeq and is a predicted model, not a curated record.
UGCAGCAGCAACUGUCUGACACAUCUGGACUGGAGAGGGGGGGAGGCCUGGCUGUUAGCGAACUACUGAGGGGAAUGGACAACGUUUAAUGCUCAUCUGCAAAACGGGCCUUUGUUACACUUGCCGUGGCGUUUGUGAGUGUGAGCUGUCCGUCUCCUCUGGGCGGGGGCUGGGCUCUGCCCACUGUGAAGCACCAUACAUGACAGCAGACCUCACACUGAGCUGAAAUGAAACGAGUCCACAUAAAUGAGGCAGCCGACAAACUGGAGAAACAUAUCCAAGAAAUGGACGACGGCAGUUACAUCGAGUUCGAUGUGCCGGAGUUCAGUAACACUGUUCUGGACCAGCUCAAUCAGCUGCGGCUGCAGGGGAAGCUGUGUGACAUCAUCGUCCACAUUCAGGGCCAGCCGUUUCGAGCCCAUAAGGCCGUGCUGGCAGCGAGCUCACCCUAUUUCCGUGACCACUCGGCUCUCAGCACCAUGAGUGGCCUUUCCAUCUCGGUCAUCAAAAGCCCUGAGGUGUUUGAGCAGCUUCUUGCAUUCUGCUACACGGGUCACAUGUCCUUACAGCUCAAGGACAUUAUCAGUUUCCUCACUGCGGCCAGCUUUUUGCAGAUGCAAGCCAUCAUUGACAAGUGUACCCAAAUCCUGGAGAGCAUCCACUCCAAGAUCAGCAUCCCAGUUAGUGUCUGCAGCCCAGGGAAGGGCGACUCGCAGACCAGCGGCAAUGGGGUCAACGACAGCAACCUCUUUGUAAACCCUACCCAGAUCUCCCCCCCUUACUACUCCCGGCAGAGUCAGGCAGGACAUGAAGUGCGCUUUGAGCUGCCAGGAAAAACCCACAGACGAGGCCGACAGCAACCGGAGGAAGGCCAGUCGGACCGAGGCAGCAGUGAUAGUGUGUCAGAGCACGAUGCUCGCAUGGAAGGAGAAAUGGAGCAAGUGGAACUGAUCGGCAAAGAUGGGCAGGUGACCGACGUGCACGUGAAGAUUGAGAAGACCGAGAGGCCCACUUACUCAGAUAGUUCCUCAGCCGGUGAUGAUGGCUACCACACAGAGCUGGUAGACGGAGAGCAGGUACUUGCUGUUAGUGUGGGAUCUUAUGGUCCAGUCAUCCAGUCGGCUGCCUAUUCUUACUCAGGGCAGUCCACCCCGUGCUUCGUCAACCUCAGCAGCUCCAGUCCCUCCCGCUCCUUACUCAGUGGCUACAGAGGUGGGCGAGCCAGAGUGAAGCGGCCCCUGGGCAUCCCGGCUGGAGUGCUGAGUCGUAUCAAACCAGGCUCAGAAGACAGCGAAUCAGUCGUGGGACCCACGGGAUUGGAGAAUGACGUGCGAGAGCGCAGCCUGCGGAGCCAGUGGUACCCCUACAACGAGAGACUUAUUUGCAUCUACUGUGGUAAGACCUUCAACCAGAAAGGGAGCCUGGAUCGCCACAUGCGCCUGCACAUGGGAAUCACCCCCUUCGUUUGUAAAUUCUGCGGCAAGAAGUACACAAGGAAAGACCAGCUGGAGUACCACAUCCGUGGCCACACAGACAACAAGCCCUUCCACUGUCAGAUCUGUGGCAAGUGCUUCCCGUUUCAGGGCACCCUUAACCAGCACCUGAGGAAGAAGCACAUGGGAGCAUCAGAGGUGACUAACCAUAUAGACUCUCCAGAGACCACCGAGGGAAGCUCAGGUCAGAAGGACACGCAGGAAACGUCUGAGGGGAUGGCCUUUGAGGCACAAUAUGCAGAGGAGGCACCGGCCAAUGAGGAGGAGAGUUCAAAAUGCAGUCCAGAGGAAGCUCAAGCCUCAAGAUGUGAUUUUUAGGUCCUGCUUCAGGUUAAGGAAGCUUUAAGAAAUGUUUAUCUUAACUCAACUUAAAGGACUUUUUUUCUUUUUGAAUCAGCUCCCUCUACUAUAGACAUUUCUUGCGUCAAGGGGUUUCUGUCAAUUUGUGAAAGUAAGAUGUUGAAUGCAGAGAGCAAAUGCGUGCUUUAUAGAAAUCCGAUUCUUUCAAGCAAAGGGAGUGACAACUUACUAUUUUUGAGGAGGUCCCAAUAAUCAAGACCCCUUAAUUGAUUUAUCUUUUUAUCUUUCCAUGUUUUUUAAAACAUAUUUACAGAGUUAUAUAGGCAUGUUGCAAUAAUUGAUAAUGUGAAAGCUCUGGUAAGAUGCUUGUCAUAUCACCUUUUUACCUGACCUGUUUUUGCACAUGUGGCCACAGGAGGUCACUUACUCACAAGGAAUGAUUUUUCUGCCAGUGCAAAGCUUCGUGUGACAUAUCCGUUCAAUACCUCAUGAUACAACUACAUACUCAUAACAGACAGUAUUUUAACUUAAUGAACUCACCAGGUUCUACCUCAUAGCCAAGAACCUACUAGGCACAGACGUGUUCACCGUUUGAAAUCCGUUUUUAGGUUGUAUGUACAGUAUCUUUAUUGCCAAACCCUGUACAGAAUAUUCUCUCGACACAAAGCCUUGAUACUUAUGUGAAAUAUUCCUUGCUGAUUGUAUGGAUACGGGACAAAGUCCUUGUUUCAUGGUCAGCCAGGUUGAAAUGAUGUUUAAGAAGGUGCUAUGUUAGCAGUACAUUUGCUAGCUUUCUUGUUUGUUUCUCCAGACAAUAGAGUAAGAAAAUGGCCCUGCAUAUUUUCAACAUGAGUUUGCUGUCUUGUAACGUUUGUUCUUCAAAACACUUAAGAAUCUUAUCUCUCAUCACUACUGCAGAUCUCACCCGUUCGUGGUUUCAGAUGCUGUCAUCCAUGAAAUGGGUGAAAUCCGUCCACACAGUGAAGUCAUUUAUAUUUCUCUAUACUCUGAUGGCAGACUUUUACUGAAUUAUUGUAUGUUUAAAUUGUUUUGUCCUGAGGUAGGCUUCUAGGUUAAUACUCAGAGUUCUCAUUGUCAACUCAGCACAGUAGGAACAGCUCUGGACUGUUCAUAUAAAUCAACAUAGUAUACUCUUCUGAAUGAUAUGCAAACAGAAAGAACAAAGGAAUCUCAGCCAUUUUGACAUGGUUUAUUCUUCCAUUAUUUCAAAGAGCUCUUGCUUUGCUUCCUUUCUUAUCUUUGCUUCUGUCCCACCUUUCUACGAUGGGACGAUUGAUCUGUGAUCUUUUUUUUCUCCGCAUUGAUCGGGGUCAGAUGUGGAACUGCAACAAGUUUUCCUCAUUGGUCUACCCUACUUUAUGGUGUUGACAUUAGGGAUGCCAGAAACUGACCAUGAUCAAAAUCGAAAAUCGGACAGCCCUGGCGAAUAUUAAUCGAUUAGUCAAUGGUCAUUUACAAUUAUUAAUACUAUUACUAUUAUUAGCAUUAGUCUAUAUUUUGGUUGAAACCAAACCAGGAAAAAAAAAAACAUAAAUAUUAAUAAAAAGAUAUAUAAAUAAAAUCGAAUUUUAAAAAUAAUCUUCGAUUAUGGAGACUGUAACGAAUAUUCGAAUAAUCGCUGGCAUCCCUAGUUGACAUUGAUGUGGCACAGCUAGAUUAAGGCUAAGAGUUAAUGUAUUUAGAAGUAGCUGGUGAUCCAAAGUAUGAUGCACUUUGCAGAGAUGGGGGGGGGAGGGGCGGGGGUUGUGCCAUUGAGAAAACGUGCUAACUUCUGUCUUCAUUCUGAUGCGGCAGGGUAGGACUAGAUUGACAGCAGUGCUUCUGCCUAUACGUACAUAUAGUGUGAUCUUUAAUGAGACUCUGCAAUCACAUGAAUACUAACGUCUACAAGUCAUGCAUAUGGCUACAUAUUAUAUACAGUUUGAGCCAUGGGGAUCAGGGACUUGGGUUUUAUUUCCAUUCUGAUUUAGGUCAUCUGUAUUUUACAGUUAAUACAUAAAAAAGGCACUUAGAAGGCCUGAUUGAUUAUCCUGUUAUAUUUAGGACAUUUAAAGCUCAGCUGGGUGGUCACUUUUGUGCUAUCAUGCUUUUUCCUUUUUACCAUCCAGCUGUUAAAAUACAUUUAUUGAAGAGCACCUGCUAUUUGCUUUUAUUUUGUCCAAUCGAGUCCAUGCUGAAUUUGUGUCAAUGAAUUGGGUUUGGGUUUUUUCUUCUCACAGUUUACAUAUAAUGUUCUAUGUUCGGUUGGUGGGAGAAUAUUGGGUUUUGUUUCUCAUGUCUGACGUCAAGCGUGCAGUCUUUUUUUUUUGUAUUAUUCCGGUGAAUGUGCGGUCAUUGUCUUCUCGUUGACAGUCGAACCAAAAUGUAGGGAAUUUGGCAAAAGUCGGUAUAGCUAGCUUUUCGUUGUCUUUGUGUGCCCGGCUUCAUCACAAACACUUUAGUUCAUCACACCCACAGUCUGUCCACCUGUACAGUCCUUUUAGACGAAUGUUUACUGAGUGGAGUGUUUAUCUGUCGGCCGCUGAUGUGCAGGUUGAACAGCUGAUCUGACCUCACUAAAGAUCAGUCAGUGACCUGUUUGAAUCUGCCUACGACGAAUACACCUCACCUAGGAAGAAAAUAGUUGGAAAUGUUCAAACCUCCUUGUCAGUAAUGCUUUGUGAGUAAAAGGUACAAAAUGCUAAAAUAAUUUUGUGCCAAGAGUUCACACCAAAGACUAAUGGGUGAUUUUUUAACUUUAAAAUGUUGACUGUAUCACAUGAUUGAAUGCUCAUAUUAAGAAGUUCUUAAUUUAAUGUAGGACUAGUCCAUUGCUAUUUGCAAGGAAUGCACGUUUCCCAGCUUAUAACAAUCACUUGUGUACAAUUUGAACAAUUUGCUAAGAAGACAUUAAGCAGCAAAGUCAUAAAUAACACAAUAUAUUAAGCCAUACAAAAGCUGACAAUAUAAAAGUUGUGCAAUAGGUAUUGUAAUUGUUUAAAGCCAAUGUAAACAAAACACAAAAAGUGGCAUCUUUAACUUAGUGCCUUGCCACAAGCUUUACUUUGAAGAUGCUGGCACUUAGAUUCCUGUGCCUCUUUCCUUUUCUAAUGGAUUGAAUAGAGCAAUUUAUAGAAUAUGGCCACAGUAUUAAUCUAUAGUGGUACCAAGAAUGAAUACAAAUGAAUUCAUUUCAUCUUUGUCCAGUUGUUUUCCAGCUCAAGUCCUGUGCCCUGAUCUGGCUCUUUAUAUUAUAGUUUUUGCAAUCAUGGAUUGGACAACUGAUUUUAUGGUUAAUCUACUUUUGUAGCAAUGAAUUACAAUCAAAAGAAGCAGUGUUGUUCCCUGCAAGCCACUUCCCAGUGUUCAGAGACCUCACUGUAUCCUUCCUCUCUGACCACUCUGGACAAUCUUAACAAUGUACUGUAUUUUGGCAUUUCAAUGAAGGAAGGAGAUGCAUGACACACACACACGUCUACUUCCUCUCUGUUCACUCGGAGCAUCUGGCAAGGGAACAGCUGUUUGGGUAUUUAGCAGAUGAUAAACCUAAUAUUCGUGGAGGAGAAAAAAAGAAGCUUUCCCUUAUAUACUGUAGCUGAAUUGCACGUUGCUCAACCACAAAAUUGUAUGAAAUUGCCAAUGGAUCAUUGUUUUUACAUGUAUUUGUGUCAUCAAUUGUGCACUUACAGUUUUUCUUUUUAUAGUCAAUACCAAUUCCAUCCGGGAAGUCUAGUUUAUUUCUGUGUUUUCUCUUAAGGGACUGAGCUAUAAUGCCCUCAAUCACUUUGCUAGGGACCAUUUCCCUCUUAAAUGGUGCUUUAGACGAGUCCGAUCUUUUUUCUUUUUUUUUUUUUUAAACGAGUCCAUAUAAUCAUAGGUGAAUGGAGGGGAAAUCGUUGUAUUGCUUUUUCAUGAACUCUAGUUACUAAAUGUGAUACACACUUACAAAACCAACUGAACUUGACAUCCACUCAAAUCAACUCCACACCUCGGAGAGGAGCAGGAGAUGCAUUAUGGGCCACAAGUAAUCAAAAGGAAGUGUUUACAGGGAAGGCUGUCAGACUACUUUUUGAAAUUGCAGCUCGUCCUAUUCUUUUUUUAUAAUAAACUCACUUCAGGUAGUUUACAAACACUGAUACAGGCUUAGAAAAAAAAUCUUAAGUCUUCCAUAGCUUUUCUGUCAGUUUCUGUCCACUGUGUAUCAUAAGAAAAAGCAAUAACCUUUUUAAAAGCGGUGUAUUGGGAUCAUCAAGCCUAUUGAAAUAUUGACCUGUCGUAUAUCAAACAGAAUGAAUGUCAGGAGGCUUAGUGAAUUGAAGUAAGACCAGGGCGAUUUGAUAUUGAUUGAUCUUUUUUCAUAUAUAUAUAUUUUCUGAAACUUUGGACGGGUUGACUUUCCUCUUCAGAAAAAAUAUAUUUAAAUGAAAAAGCGACGUUGCUGGCUGGUGUUAUGAAUGCUCAUCAAAAGCCAGUGGUAGACAGUGAACUGCAACACAAGAAACAAGUGCAUGGUUAUCAAACUAGUGGCACUGUUCAGAGUUGCACCUCCAGCUGUGUCAAAUAAUGAAAGGGAUUUUGGGCUGUAAAGCCACUGUUUGGGAGGGGGCCGUCUGUCAUCAUGGCGAGGUUCAGGGGUCUCCUUCAGCAUCCUCGGGGUCUGACACUGUAGCUGUGGUUGUUUAGGACAAGGGAAGAUUUCAAGUCAAUCUAUUGUUCCUUCUCCCUUUACAACUCCCUAAACUCUACACUGCAAUGUCUCUGGCUCAUAUGUAUUUGGAGACAAGGCAAAAAAAGAACUUAGAACUCAGGGUAUAUCAUGUUAAAAGUGGUCUCAUUGGACAUAUGUGUGUCCAUAGUAGAAUUGUGCACUUCUCUUCAGGUGGGGAAACAAGUCCUCAGUCAGUGGUUCCCAAACAUUCUGCCUCAACGAGCCCAUAUUUUCCACAGAGCUGAAGCUCGAGGAGCGCUGGAGACCACGUACCGAAGCAUUAUUACAGACAUGCCCUAACUCCUGUUUUGUCCACUCUACACACAACCUCACAACCCAACUGUGAACCUCAGAACUCUACUGUUUUGUACAACUAUGAAGUAAAUGAAGCUAGCUAGAGCUGAUGUAUCUAUUGCCAUUUAUGAAUUUUAUUUUAUAGCAUGAAAUAAAAUAUAUUUAUUCAAAUUAUAUAUUUUACUCAUCAUCAUUCUGUGCUGCUUUGUUUUGGUUCUUAAGCUUGUAAAUUGCUUUUUUAUUAUAUAAAAAAUGUCAAUAGAUUAAUGCGUUUGUAAAAUAAAGACGCUCAUUUGGCUCUGA